AUGGAUAAAGAAUAAGUGAUACCCACUCUAUAAUAAUAAGAGAAGGAGUUAGAGAAAAAGCGUAGUGGAAAAGGUUUGGAAGAACAUUUCAAAUUGUUUAAUGAUCUUUUGAAAUUAAAAUAAGCAUCAUAUACAAAGGCCAUAAUAAUGCUUAUUGUUGCCUUUAUCCAUCAUAUAAUGAGUUAAAUUCGAUAGUACCUUAAUCAGUAUAUUCAGAUAUAAGAACGUGAUAAAUCUUCAUUAUAAAUCUGAGUCAACAAUUCUUGAUUAAAUAAUAGAUUCUGGUACCUACUUUGACAUUCAAGGUUUACUAAGACAAGACAUUACAAUAAAUUAUAUAAUGUUAUCCAUAUUUUUACUUGCCACAAUAGGUAAUACCUUAUUAUAUUUGAUUCUUUACAUACUACAAUCAGAUGAUUAUAGAGUAAGAAAAAAGUUUAUUGGGAAAGUAAUAUAUGUACUAUUUAGAAAUUUGUGUAAUUAUCUGAAUGGUACAUUUGGAUAUUCCAUUAUCCAGCCUUAGUAGUCUUUUUUGAGAAUAUAGUAUGUGGUCCUUCUUUAGAUUGUUCAAUGAGUUCAGAGAGGAAAAUAUUAAUAGUUAUAUCUUCAUUAGGGUAUUAAUUAAUAUUACAUCAGAGUAUUCUUUGGAAUUUUCAAUAUAUUUUUUUUGAGUGUAUUCUUCCAUAAUGACAGUAGUUAAAAGAAGGAUUGUUUUAAUACAGAAAAUUCACUAUAUUUAGCUAUGUUUCAUAUAUUUAGAGCUUUUUAAGCUUUUUUAAUUUCAUUUAGGUAUUAAUAAAUUUCUAUUUAGUUCUAAUGAGUAUUCUUAUUUAUGGGUUAUGAUGAUCUGUAUAUUUUUAGGAUAUUCAUUUUUUCUUUUAAAUUGUUUAUUCUAUAGUGGAUAUAUGGCUUUUGCCACUUCAAUUACACGUAAUACAUUUUUAGUAUUAUUAAUAAUAAUGGUGUCAUCUAGUUUUUCAAUGAUGAUAGAUGAAUUAUAUCGUUAUAAUACAGUAGAAAAAUAAUUUGAAAAUUUCAGUCUUUUUUUUACUUUGUCUUUUAUAUUUUUAGUUUGUUGUUUUAUUUACAAUUUAAGAAAUUCUAAUUAUGAAGAUAUUGAUUAUGAAAGAGCUAGUGAUACAGAUUUUUCAAGAUAAGUUUUUAUUGUAAAUUCAUUACUUGAAGUUACUAAUUAAGAUAUAAAUGUAGAUUUAUAUUUUAAAGGCAUUUUAUAAAGACAUAUGGAAUAAGAAUGUAGACAUACAAUAAUAUAGGGAGAAGGGAGAUGUUUUUGUAAAAAGAAGAAAACAUUUGAUUCUAAGAAAAAGAAAGAAGUAAUGUUAGAUGAUUGGCUUAUUUAUAAAAAUAUAUUUGUCAAGUUUCUAAUAAAAUCAUGGAUUGAAACUAAAUUAAUGGAUAAUCCAAAUUCUAUUGAAUUAUAAUUAUUAUAUGCUCGUUUUAUGUUCUUUAAAUUUCAAAAUCAUUAAAUUUCAUUACAUAUUUUGAAUGGAUUAGAAAAACGAUUUUUAUUUGUUAUAAAUAGAUAUAAAGCAUAUUAAUUAAAAAUGAAAAUUAUAAGAUAUAUAAAACAUAGAAAUUAAGAAAGUUAUAGAGAGAAAUUAGAAAUAUAGAAUGCUUUAUUUAUAGAAGAUUUAAUUGAAACAAUAAAAUAGAAUAUUAAUCAUAUAAUGAUAUAAAAUUGUGCAUUUUGGAAAUGUUUAUAGAAAGAAGUAAUAGAUUUAUAGGAAUUGGAUGAAUUACUUAAAAGUUAAUUUGAAAAGAUUGAAUAAACAAAUAAUUUAUGGGUAUAAAUAUAGAAUUAUUUGGAUUUCAAAAAGAAAUGGAAAUUUUAUUAUGCUUGGUUUACUUUAUAUAUAUAAAAUAAGAAAUUAAAAAAUAAAAUAUUAGAUAAUUUUUAAGGAUUAUCUGUUAAUGAAAAUGAUAUAUUUUCUGAAGAAGUAUAAGAAAAUAAUUUAGAAGAAGAUAUUGCUAGUGUUAAAUCAGAUUAAGAAUAAAAAUUGGAUAUGGAUAAAAUAGAUAUAAAAAGCAAGAAAAUUAUAUUUGAUAAAAAAGCAUGUAUUAUAUAAACUACAGAUGAUCCUGAUGCUCUAAUUAUUAAAGUAAAUAAAUAAUUUACAAAAAUAUUUGGAUAUACAAAUGAAGAAAUAUCUAAUAAAUUUUAAAUAACAUAAUUAAUGCCUGAUAUUUAUUCAAAAGUACAUCCAUCUUUAUUAAAUGAUUAUAAAUUAACAGGUAGAGGACAUUCUUUAUAUUCAUAAAGAAAAGUAUAUUGUAUACAUAAAAGUGGUUAUAUGUUCACUGCUUAAAAGUUUCUAAAACUUUAUAUAGAUUUAAAUGGAUAAUCAUAAUUUGUAGUAAUGAUUAGACCAACUGAUUUAAAUAAUGAAAAAAAACAUGAUGUAAUAAUAUUAAAUUAAGAUUGGGAAAUAAAUGGUAUGACUCCUAAUGUGAUUUAAUCAUUAUAAAUAGAUUAAUCAUUAUUUUAAAAAUAGAAAAUUUAAACAUUAAUAAAUAUAUUGUUAUUUGCACCUAAAUUAAUAUAAUUUAGUAGAGCAUGUUAAUUAAUUAAUGAAGAGACUGAUUUAGAAUUAUUUGGUAUGCAAAAAAUUAAAAAGAAAAAAGAUGAACCUUUAGGUAAAUCUAUUAAACGUGUUAAUAAUAUACCAGGAUAAUUUAAAAUAUAAGUUAAUAUGACAAAUUCAGGUUCUAAUAAUUUAAUACCUGGUAAAAGUACAAAUGCAUUACAUUCUGAUGUUGAUCUUUCAUCAAAUUAUUUAUAAAUGCAAUCUUUAGAUGUUCCAGAUGAUAAUAAAUAAUUUUUAUAAUAAACUAGUAAUGUUAGUGAAAAAAAUGAUGUUUAAGAUUUUAAACAUUAAAUUGAUUAAUAUUCUGAAAUGUAAAAAGAUAUAAAUGAAUAAUAAAAUAAAAAAGUUGAUGAAUAAAUUAAAAAAAUGUAUGAAACAUAAUUUUAAAGUAAUUAUAAAAGAAUUUAAACUAAAUUUGAUAAUAAUGCUCAUGCAAGUGGAGGAGGAGAUGCAAGUGAUGAUAAUAUGAGCAAAGAUGAAAUUAUUAAAUAAAAAGGAUAAUUUGUUUUAGAUGGUAAAGUAAAUAAUGGAGAACCUAUAUCUUUUCAUAUGAAAUUAUCAGAUAAGUUUUUAGCUGCAUGUAAACACUAUACAGAAUCUAAAUAUAAACUUUAUUAAAUCAAAAAAUAAUAAGAUGAUGUAUUUAUUUAUUUAUAAUUUAAGCAUGUUAAAUAAGAAGAAAAAUAAGAUAAAGAAAGAGAAAAAGAUAAAGGGAAAUCUAAAGUUAAUGAUAAAAAAUUAUUUGUUAAAUAAGGUACAUAAUAAAGAGAAUUUAAAAAAAGAGCUAGAUUAAUGUUUUAAAAAGCAGCUGAAAGAAGAAAGAAUGAUGAAGAUAGAGGUUAUUAUGAUUUAAUCAAAGAGAUAUAUUAAGAUAUCUUAAAAGAUUAAUAAAAAGUUAAAUCAUUUAAAAUUAUUUGCACAAUUUCAUUUUAUAAAAUAAGAGAUGAACGAAUUGGAAUAAUGAAAGUUUCUAACAUUUCAGAAAUACUUAAAAAUAAAAUUCGUUAAAAUGUUCGUAAAUAAUCUUAUAUGAUAUUAAAUAAAGGAUUAUCUAGAGGUAUUCUAUAUAUAUUUAUUAUAAAUUUUAGAAAUGUCAAGACUUAAAAGUAUAUAAAAUAAUGAUGGUGCUAAAUUCUUAACAAUGACUAGUGAUGGAGAAAGUAAAAUUGUUUCACCUCAUUAACCAUAAUCUUCUCCAACCAAUUCUAAUGUUAAAAUCAAAGUAGCAUCUAAAUCAAAUGGAUUGGGAUAUUAAUUAUAAAAAGAAGAUAAUUUAGAAGAUUAGGAAGAAAAAGAUGCUUUAGUUGAUUUUAAAGGAUAACCAAAAAUGAUUAAUUGGGAAACUUUUUAAAAUUAAUUUAAAAUGUAAUAAGGUACUUAAAGUUUUUCUUUAAAUGUUCUUGAUAAUAUAUUUAGAAAAGAGGAUAAUAAUAAACCUAGAAAAUUACUAGUUAAAAUUUCAUAUCUUACUUGGUUUCUACGUUUCAUGUAUGUUACAAUAUUAACAUUAAAUUUAAUCACAUAUUUUCUUAAACCGUAUUCAGUAAACUUAUUAUUAUUAUUAUAUAAUAGGACUUUUUACCAAUUAAAACUUAAUCUGCUCGUAUUUUACAAUUAUCUCAAAUGUAAACCUAUAUUAUUGAAGCCUAUGAUACAGUUAUGGAUAUAUUACUCUACAAAAAUGCUGAUUUUCAGAAUUUAUUAGUAGAAGGAGUAGCUCUUGAUACUUAAGAUAAAUUUUUUACUUAUCAAACCUUAUAAAUUGAUUAAGGAUAUGAAUAUUUAAAAUUACAAAUUAGAGAUCUUAAUUUAUAAGAAACAUUUUUAGAUGAAUCUAUAUUUCAUAGUAAUUCUAUUACUGAUUAAACUAUUACUUAAAUUCAAAAUGUGCCUAUUAUUUUAGAUUAUAAGGAUGUAUUUACAAAGAUAAUUCUUGUUGAACAUUAAGUAUCUAUUUUAACUUCUGAUGAAUUGAUUAAAUUAAAUGAAUCAAAUUCUUUGGUUAAAUAUAUGAGAAAUGUUACUGUUCCAACUUUAUAUUUAGAAUUUAAUAAUGCAGUUAUGAUUUUAGAAGAUAUUCUUAUUAAUAAAGCUAGUUCAAUGUCAGAUUUUGUAAUUAUUAUUUUAAUUUUGGAAUCAUGUAUAUUUAUAAUUGGAUUUUUUGGAUUAUUACUUAUUAUUUUAUGGAUUUGUUAGACUUUUAAAGCAGUAUUAAAAAUGUUUAUAAUGAUUAAAAAAAACGAUUUAAAUAAGAUUGUAAAAUAAUAAUAAUUUGUUUAAACUUAAUUUUAAUAUAUAUUAAAUAAAGAUGAUGAAAUAUCUGGCAUAUUACAAUUAAAUGAUAAAAAACUAUAAAUUAAUACUAAAACUAAUUUCUAAUAAUAAUAAAAUUUCCUACUUAUUAAUGAAGUUGAAGACUAAAACCUUACUAAAAGAAAGGAUAAGUAAAUUCUUGAAAAGUAAUUACUUAAAAAAUUAACUAUUAAAAUGUCUUUAAUCUAUAUCUUAUAUGUUUUAUUUUCAUCUUCUGCAUCCUUAGUAUUCUUCUUAACAUUAAGCAAUUCCUCAUAAUAAAUUACACUAUUAAUUACUACAGGUGCUGAUUCCAUUUAAGAUUUUAGUGAUAGUUAACUUUUAUUGGUUUCAGUCAAAGAGAAAUAUUUCAAUCCUGAUCAAUAUAAUUAAAAUUGCUUAUAAUAAAUUUAGACAAUUUUAGAAGAAUAAAUUACUGAUAUCAAAAGUACUCCUUCUAUUGAAGAUCCAAAUUAUGGAACAUAUUAUACAAGUUUCUAAUCUAUUUAUUUUGGCAAUUUAUGUUAAUAUCUUUAAGAAAAUUCUUAUUUGAGUUAAAUAGCUGCUGAAGAUUGUUAGACUAUUCUGAAUGGUAAACUAAAACAAGGAGUAGUGGCAUUUAAUUAAUUAUAUUCAUCUGUGACUGAAGGUAAUAAUUUAUUUAUUUUUAGAUUAUGUUUUAAAUAAGGAAAGUCGAUUUGGAUAGAUAAAUUUAGAAACUAUUUGGUAAUAUAAUGUAGCCAUAGAUUAUGUUAAAUCUGCCUUUAAAGCUUUACUAACUUCUUGGUCUAAUGAUCUAGGGGAUCUAAUUGAUCAAUACUUUACUCUUAUACUAGUUUUGUUGAUUGUCAUGGUAGUAUUUUAAUUACUUGUUUUUAUAACCAUAGCAGAAAUGUAUUUAGUUAAUCAAUUAAAUAAAUCUUUUCAAUUCUAUAGGAAAAUAUACAAAUCUUAUAUGCCUAAUGAUAUCAUACAAAAAGAGAAAAUAAUUAGAGCUUCACUUAUCAAAUAUAGUAUUAUUAAAAGAUGA
Molecule: messenger RNA, 5928 nt
Organism: Paramecium primaurelia
Lineage: Eukaryota; Ciliophora; Oligohymenophorea; Peniculida; Parameciidae
Source: the annotation of a GenBank genome assembly